AUGAGUUCUCCCGAUGGAGUACAAUCGAUCGAGUGCAAUUUGUUCAAGUUUAAUCGAGAAAAUAAGAACGUGAAGCGAAUUGCAACAUCUCAUGACGAUAUCGGUGACAUUUGUUCGCUCGAGACGACGAUCAAUUGUAAACGAACUGUACUUGUGUCAGUUUACAUCUUUCCGAAUACACCAUUUGAAAGAAUUAAAGAAUUUUUCGUCUUAAAUCUAAUGGCAUACAGUCCUAAAUUAAAAGGAAUAUUCGAGGUGCUCAAAAAGUAUAAUAAUCACGAUUUACCCAUGAUUGUUGGCGGAAACUUAAAUUUGGAUUUACGAGGAUCACACGGAACCGAAUUCAUCGAAUUUAUGCGUACCGAACUUGGAUUAGAAUUAAGUAACGAUAUCGCAACCUCUUCUUCACGCAAUUCAACUUGUAUCGACAUUUUAUCGAUACAUCGAGAAGCUUGA
This is a messenger RNA of Macrosiphum euphorbiae (potato aphid), 456 nucleotides long. The record is from the annotation of a GenBank genome assembly. NCBI's taxonomy places the organism in Eukaryota, Metazoa, Arthropoda, Insecta, Hemiptera, Aphididae.